Molecule: messenger RNA, 3222 nt
Organism: Phodopus roborovskii (desert hamster)
Lineage: Eukaryota; Metazoa; Chordata; Mammalia; Rodentia; Cricetidae
Product: zinc finger protein 345
Exons: 4
Coding region: 15-2249 (744 amino acids)
Biological process (GO): negative regulation of transcription by RNA polymerase II
Molecular function (GO): DNA-binding transcription repressor activity, RNA polymerase II-specific
Source: RefSeq, a predicted model, not a curated record
UUCGUUUUUGUUCCAUGAAAAAUUCCAGGUGCUUUCUGAAGAAUCUCUUUCCCAUGUGCAAGUCUGACGCUGGUCAGUCAGUCCUGCUCACCCGUGAAGCAGAGCAUAGAGCUCCGGAUGGAGAAGAAAGAGGAGACAGUAGCAAGGGACCCAGAGUUACAGUCUUUGCUCCUAAGACAGAAACUCAGAGAAAAGCAACAGUGACAAUGGCUGCUUCUCCAAUAAAUGCUAUCCAGGGUCUGUUGACAUUCAGGAAUGUGGCUGUGAACUUUUCCCAAGAGGAGUGGGAAUGUCUAGACUCAUCUCAAAGGGCUCUGUACAUGGAUGUAAUGUGGGAGAAUUACAGCAAUCUAGUUUUUGUAGAGAACCAUUGUAUUUGUGGUAAAUAUAAGAAUGUCUUGAAUCGAAGCUCAAAGCAUAUUGUCCAUGAGGAUGUGAAUACCCAAGAGAAGUCUCACAAAUGUUAUGAGCUGGGCAAAACGAUUCAUGAAUCCUUCCAGUGUAUACCCUAUACCACAAAUGGUACUAUAGAAAACUGCAAGAACUACAGAAGUGAUUACCAUAGGGAUACUUCUACUGAGUCAUCAAACCUAAAGAGACAUGAAAGUAGGAACACUGCAGAAGAACACUAUAAAUAUAAAGAUUAUGGAAAGUGUUUAUAUAUAUGUUCCACCAUUAGCCAGUCUCAACGAAUUCAUACUGGAAAGGGUGAAAACAAAAAUUCAGAUUAUGAUGAACUUUUUGACUCUAAACAUGAACUUACAAUGAAACUAAUCCAUAAUGGAAAGAAACCACACCAAUGCAGAAAAUGUGGAAAAUGCUUCAGGACCUAUUUGAGUCUCAGUAAACAUCAGAGAACGCAUCCUGGAGAAAAACCCUAUAAGUUCAUAGAAUGUGAUAAGUCUUCUUUGCAUUUGUCACACCAUAAAGUACACAACACCCAUUAUAGAGGAAAACCCUACAAAUGUACAGAAUGUGGCAAGUGCUUUUAUCAUUCAUCAGGCUUUAAAAGAUGUUGUAGAAUCCACACUGGAGAGGAGACUUACAAAUGUAAAAAUUGUAGAAAAUCCUUUAUCUGUUGCUCAGUUCUUAGAAAACAUCAGAAAAUUCAUGGAAGAGAGAGGCCUUAUAAAUGUAAACAAUGUAGUAAGUCAUUCUAUACAUUGUCACACCUUGAAUACCAUUAUAGACGGCACAGUGGAGAGAAACUUUACAAAUGUAAUGAGUGUGGCAAAUCCCUUUCUACCUCCUCAAGUCUUAAAAAACAUCAGAGAAUUCAUACAGGAGAGAAAAUUUACAAAUGUAGUGAAUGUGGGAAAUCCUUCACCUUUCGCACAUCUCUUAGACUGCAUCAAAGAAUUCAUACUGGAGAGAAACCUUACAAAUGCAAUGAAUGUGGCAAAUGCUUUAUCCAGAAAGUCAACCUUAGAACACAUCAGACAAUUCAUUCAGGAGAGAAACCUUACAAAUGUAGUGAAUGUGGGAAAUCCUUUACUGUUGGCUCUGGUCUUAGAAGACACCAGACAGUUCAUACUGGAGAGAAACCUUAUAAAUGUAGUGAAUGUGGGAAAUCCUUUACCAUUGUCUCAGACCUUAGAAACCACCAGAAAAUUCAUACUGGAGAGAAACCUCACAAAUGCAGUGAAUGUGAUAAGUGCUUCAUCUGGAAAGCUGAUCUUAGAACCCAUCAGAAAGUCCAUACAGGAGAGAAACCUUACAAAUGCAAUGAAUGUGGAAAAUCAUUUACCACUGGCUCAGGUCUUAGGAGACAUGAGAGAAUUCAUACAGGAGAGAAACCUUACAAAUGCAGUGAAUGUGACAAAUAUUUUGUUCAGAAAACCAACCUUAGAAGACAUCAGAGAAUCCACACAGGAGAGAAACCUUAUAACUGUAGUGAAUGUGGGAAAUCUUUUAAUACGGACUCAUAUCUUAGAAUACAUCAGAAAAUUCAUACUGGAGAGAGACCAUACAAAUGUAGUGAAUGUGACAAAUACUUUAUCCAGAAAGCCAAGCUUAGAAUACAUCAGAAAAUUCACACAGGAGAGAAACCUUAUAACUGUAGUGAAUGUGACAAAUGCUUUAUCCAGAAAGGCAAUCUGAUAAGUCAUCAGAGAAUACAUACAGGAGAGAAACCUUACAAAUGUAGUGGAUGUGAAAAAUCCUUUACCAUUGGCUCAGUUCUUAGAAAACAUGAGAAAAUUCAUACCGGAAGAAACACACUAAUCCUUUAUUCAGGAAGCCAGGUUUAAAACUCAUUAAUGAAUUAAUACAGGAGAGAACCUUACAAAUAUAGUGUAUAUAGCAAAGUCUUUACCACUCUCAGGUCUAAGAAAUGAGUAAAUUCAAAUGGGAGACUAAAGUUUCCAAAUUAAAUAAUGUGGCCUAUGCUUUAUACAAUCUCUGUCCUUGUGGACUAAGGCAGACUCCACACUAGAGAAUGAUUAUGAGCAUGAGAAUCUUGUGAAAGCCUUUAUGUGAUGUUCCAGUCUUAGGAAAAAAAAAAAAAAAUUAAGACUUUACACUGAGGAAAAAUUCAGGAAGUGUGACAUUGUAGGAAAAUUUUAUUCAAGUAUUUUUACUUUUUCACCCUCAAAUACUUCAUAAUGAAGACAAAAUGAAGAAGCCUGAAGAAUGUGUGUUGUGUAGCAGUUUUGUGGAGCCUGAAGCAUUCCAUCCUUCAGGGAAACUGAUUAAGAUAGGAAAUAAAUCAUUCAAAAUAGCUUCAAGAAUUUCCCGAAACUGACAGGAUUCACUAUGCUUAAUACCACUGAAAAAAACUUAUCAGUCUUGAUGCUUAGAAGAGGCUUUGAUGAAUUGAGCCAGUAAAGUAUGAUGCCCUUCACCACAUAGAUAUGCUGACAGGUGUGUAUGCUGUGGAUGUCCACUGUUCAAAUGUUGUAUUUCAUGCUCUCUUGGAAUUUCAUGAUGGCAACUUUUGCUCUUGUAAGCAACUCCAGUCCCUAUUUAUGUAAGUAACCACAAUAAAGCUCAUUGGUUCAAUAAGAUGGAUUUCAGUGGCAAGUAUACAAAUAAAGCCUGCCUGGGGGUCAGAGAAUGGAGCUUGCCACUAGCUAACCAUAGAGGUCUGAAGGUCUGUACAGACAGACAGGAAGUGAGGUAGCUGGGCAGAAACAGGAUAUAAGUAGGGAGAAAUAGGAUGCUAAGGAGGUAAGGUGUGCUGUGGUUUGCUCCUUCUCUCUGAUCUCUUAGCAUUUCCCUCUA